CAACAAUGAAUGUGUGUCUCUUCGACUGCGCUUUUGAAUCAUCAUUCCAACUGAAUGGACCAUUUCCCAAAUGCGUCGGACGAAAAGCGGAUCGACUACCAUGAAACUGCAAUGGACACGUUACGCCAGAGUGCGAAAACUGGAGACUAGAAGGAGCCGAGGUUCGCCGCGAACAUUUCUACACUAAGUAAUCGACUCUAUGCCAAUUACUAAGUAGAACUAGCACGUCCUUACACGUCUCUUACGUCUAGGCCUAUGAUGUCCAGGAUCUACGUGGAAGAUUUGGGAGACCCCACCGCAGCUUCGAGACUGUUUAGCUUUGGUUGUACUUAAAGAUGGGGUUGACCGCUUCUCGUCCCUGCUAUACACACUUCUUCUCCAUCACAAGCAUCAACAAUACAUAGAUAUUACAUCUACCUAAUUACAUAGAGAAGACAAGGAUAUAAAGAGCUAUAGAUAUGCCAGGCCAACAGACACGCCAAUGGGUUCUUGCCAACCCGCCGGUCAACGACCCCGUCAUCGAGGGCAAGGACGCGACCUUUGAGCUCAAGACCGUCGACCUCCCAAGCCCAAGCGCUGACCAGGUCCUCAUCAAGAUCCUCUACUUCUCAAAUGACCCAGCGCAAAGAGGAUGGAUUCAAAAGGAUAUGGACCCCGAGCGCCUCUACGUUCCGCCAGUAAACGAGGGCGACAUCAUGCGUUCCUUUGCCAUUGCCGAGAUCGUCGAAUCUAGCACCGACAGCCUGCCCAAGGGUCAACUCGUCAUGGGCACCUUCGGCUGGACCGAGUAUGCCGUUGUCUCCGCCAAAGAGGUUCGCCCCAUUCAAGCCGAUGAGAGCGCCGGUAUUCGUCCCACACACUUCGUCGGAGCACUUGGCGGAACUGGUCUGACCGCGUACUACGGUCUCAUUGACAUUGCGCGUGCUACCGCCGCCGACACCGUCGUCGUUUCUGGAGCUGCAGGCGCUACUGGAUCGAUGGUCGUGCAACUCGCCAAGAACGUGCUCGGAUGCAAACGCGUCAUUGGUAUCGCGGGUGGUGAAAAGAAGUGCCGCUGGGUCGAGAGUCUCGGCGCGGAUAUCUGCGUUGACUACAAGGCCGCUUCUUUUGAAAAGGACUUGAUCAAGGCUACAGAAGGAUACGUGGAGGUCUACUUCGACAAUGUUGGUGGCGAUAUCUUGUCGCUUAUGCUUGGUCGCAUGAAGCGCCACGGACGCAUUGCUGCUUGUGGUGCUGUUGCAACAUACAACUCCAUGGGCGACAGUGGUGUAAAGAACUGGUUCGAGAUCAUCAGCAACCGAAUUGAGGUUAAGGGAUUCAUUGUUAUCGACGCUUUGGAGUCUGGCAGGGCUGGACAGAUUGUACCAGAGUUGAUCAAGGGAGUCAAGGAGGGCAAGAUUCAGGUUGGACCUGAGACCGAGACUGUGGUUAAGACCAAGUUUGAGGAUGUGCCCAAGACUUGGAUGAUGCUUUUCCAGGGUGGCAACACUGGAAAGUUGGUUACCGAAAUCCAGGGCUAAGUAGAUCAAGUUCUUCUUGGUAAAACAAGGAUGUGGGAAUACAAUCCCACUGUAAUCACUUUUACUUCACUAGAAUCCGACAUGGUUCAGCGAUAGAAAGUUGUCCUAAUCUAUG
This is a messenger RNA of Alternaria alternata, 1635 nucleotides long. RefSeq names its product NAD(P)-binding protein. Gene Ontology annotation, molecular function: oxidoreductase activity, acting on the CH-CH group of donors, NAD or NADP as acceptor. The coding region runs from base 459 to 1520 and encodes 353 amino acids. The transcript has 2 exons. NCBI's taxonomy places the organism in Eukaryota, Fungi, Ascomycota, Dothideomycetes, Pleosporales, Pleosporaceae. The record is from RefSeq and is a predicted model, not a curated record.